GACUAACAACGAAGAAAAAAAAUGUAAUUCUUAGACUGAUAAACGUAUUUCGUUUUAACUAUAAACGAAAAGAAAAGCGAGUAUAGAAUGUAAAGGUGUUAUAGUGAAAAUAAUUUUAUUUGAAUUCUUUGGAGGAAAUGUAAAAGGGUUUGGUUAGUAUGAAGAAUGCCAAAUCAAGAUAGCAAAAAAAAAAGAAAUGAAAAUAAUCUGACAAUUUUCGAAAGAGAUACGCAGUUGGCAUAUUGAAUUUCAAGUAAACAGCAAAGAAACAGAUAAACUCAUUCGCAAUUCAACAAAUCUGAGCGUGUAUUUGAAAUAAGAAGCACACAGUUCAAGAGCGAGAAAAAUAGAGAGAAAAACAAGCAAAUUAGUAAAGCAAAACGCGACACACAAACUCAUGUACUCACACGACGAUAAAGUUCCAAAAGACUCAAUAAGCAUUUUUGAAUAAAAACGAUACAGAAUAACGAGCAAAAGAGAAACAAAAAAUUAUAAAGCAAAACGCAAAAAAGUUCACCGAAUGGUUUUUGAUUCACCAAUGUCAAUUGAAAGCAUACGCGGUAAGUUCCACUUAUCAUCAAAAAAAAAAUAGAACUUUAUAACGUGACAAAUCGCUAUCGACAACACAAUGUUAAAUUAGCACAAAGAGUUGGCACGAAUCAGAUACACAUAUACGUAGAAAAGUGGCGAUUCAACGUCGAACAAUCAUUGGAAAAUCGGUAUUGUCAGUGUUUCAAGUGCAAUCGCAUAAAAAGCAGAAAUCAUUGCGAUUCAGUAACUUCUGGCCAUUGAAUAUUCAACGGUCGUUGUUAUCAUCAAUAUCAUCGUCGCAUCGCGCACAUAAUGCACUCGAAAAAUUUCGAAAAUAUUUACAUAAGUUAAUGAUCACAGUGCGACGACCGUCAUUCGAACAAUAUUUUAAACGAAUUUUUCGUGAUACCAAACAAAAUUUACGAAAAUUAAUCAUGGCCACAAAGCAACAAAUUGGAUUAAAUGCCAAUCAGAAAGAAACGAUCAAUGUACAAAAAUCGUCAAUUUUUUUGGUCGCACUGAAUUUAUUUCAUCGAUUCUUUUGCCUGUGCGUUCGUUUUGUGCUGAUCAAAGUGCACGGUGAACAUGGACCAUCAAUGCCUCCAAUAGACGAUCUCCUCCUACUCGAAUCAGCCACAUCAAUUGCUGAAAAGAUACGCACUAAAAAAAUAACAUCGACACAAGUAUUAAAUACGUUCAUUAAACGAAUCAAUAAAAUUAAUCCAUUGCUGAAUUGUGUUGUUGAUGAGCGUUUUGAUGAUGCACUACAAGAGGCUGCCAAAGUGGAUGAGCUUAUUGCAUCAGAUCAAUACACUGCCGAACAGCUCAGGGAACAAAAACCAUUCCUAGGAGUACCAAUAUCGACGAAAGAUUGUAUUGCCGUUAAAGAUAUGUUAAACACUGGUGGUUUAUGGCUAAGACGGGAUACACGCGGCACUGAAGACGCUGAUGCCAUUCGAUUGAUACGUGAAGCAGGUGCCAUACCAUUUGCAUUGACAAAUGUUUCGGAAGUAUGCAUGUGGUGGGAAAGUUCAAAUCCAGUUCAUGGUCGAACUCGAAAUCCCUAUGAUACAAAUCGAAUUGUGGGUGGUUCAAGUGGUGGUGAAGGCUGUAUAUUGGGUGCAGCUGGUUCGCCAUUUGGAAUCGGUUCAGACAUCGGUGGAAGUAUUCGUAUGCCAGCAUUUUUUAAUGGUGUAUUUGGACAUAAGCCAUCGCCGUUUAUUGUAUCGAACAAAGGUCAAUUUCCAUUUCCAACGAGCAAAGAGCAAUUAUCAUUUUUGGGCAUUGGUCCAAUGAGCCGGUUUGCGUGCGAUUUAAAACCAAUGUUAAAAAUCAUUGCCGGAAAUAAUGCGGACCAAUUGAAUUUGGAUGUGCCAGUGAAUUUAUCGAGCUUAAAAUAUUACUAUCAGGAAAAUGAUGGUGGUUCGUAUUUUGUUUCGCCAAUCGAUUACGAUCUUCGUGUGAUCAUGGACAAAGUAAUUCGUCAUUUACAAAUUGCAUUCAAAGCGAAACCACAACGUGUUAAAUUGUCAAAACUAAAAGAUUCGACUACGAUUUGGUUGGCAAAUAUGAAAGACGAAAAUGAAAUCGGUUUCGACGCACAAUUGGCCAAUUUAAAUGGACGAAUUAAUCCAUAUUUGGAAAUGUUUAAAUGGUUAUUCGGUGUAUCAAAGCAUACCUUCAUUGCAAUUAUGACGGCCAUAACAGAUCGAAUGGGCGUUAAAUACGGCACACCAGAGUAUCAUUUGAAAGUUAAGGAACGUGAUGAUUUACGGCAUGAAUUUGAAGAAAUGUUGGGCACAAAUGGUGUUCUCAUAUAUCCAACACAUCCAACCGUUGCACCGUAUCACAACGAACCAAUUGUAAAAGCAUUUAAUUUCAGCUAUACGGGAAUCAUUAAUGUUCUUGGCCUACCAUCGACAGCCGUACCACUUGGACUUGGCACCAAAGAAGGUCUACCAAUAGGAUUGCAAAUUAUUGCAAAUCGUAAUCAGGAUCGUCUCUGUUUGGCCGUUGCCAGUGAGUUGGAGCGUGCAUUUGGCGGAUGGGUUGCACCAAAAAUCAUUGCCUGAAUUUUGUUACCACACACCUUAUCUUCUUUUUUCUUCUUUUUUACGAAACAAAUAUAUUAGGUUUAAGAUGAUUUUCAGAGAACAUUAUAUAUUUAGAUAAAUAUGUAAAAUAUACAAUUUGAUUCGUUUGACAUUCGUUGAUUGUUGAGUGAAAUCUAUUUUCAUAUACAAAAUAUUCCAGAUUUAGACAGAAAAAAAUCAAAACAAAAUAAAAAAUUAUAAAAUAUAACAUUUGUGGCUGUUUUUUGGUUUCGAUAUAUAUUUUUUUUUUACUAAGCAAAUCUCUUUAUGCACAUAUGGAUUGAAAGAAAGUCAAUUUGUAAAUUGUAUAUUUAAUCAUUAAGUGAUAUCAAUGAAAUUACAUGUUAUUUAGCAGAGAUGUUUCUCUAUUUCUCUGGUACGUUCAGAAGAUGGAGCAAGAGAAAGAGAAAAGUGAUCGCUAGAGAUAAAUGUUAAAUCGUAUAUUUUUUAUCUAUAGAUAUUAAUAAUUAUGAAUUUCAUUCGUUAUGAAUAAAUAUUUUAUGUUUGUGAGCAGAGCCAA
Contarinia nasturtii (swede midge) is the source of this 3144-nucleotide messenger RNA. Its product is annotated as fatty-acid amide hydrolase 2-A. NCBI's taxonomy places the organism in Eukaryota, Metazoa, Arthropoda, Insecta, Diptera, Cecidomyiidae. Bases 882 to 2603 code for a protein of 573 amino acids. The transcript is spliced from 5 exons. The record is from RefSeq and is a predicted model, not a curated record.